Molecule: messenger RNA, 1300 nt
Organism: Etheostoma spectabile (orangethroat darter)
Lineage: Eukaryota; Metazoa; Chordata; Actinopteri; Perciformes; Percidae
Exons: 2
Coding region: 314-985 (223 amino acids)
Source: RefSeq, a predicted model, not a curated record
GCCUGGUUGCGUAUUUGUCUCGCAAGAUCUGGCAACACUGGUUAUCAUUAGUAGUAUUCAGGUAUUUAAGUUAGUGGGCAGUUUCGAAUACAGCCGUGUUCAUUGGCGUCCUUGUUCAUUAUUUUAGCUCAUUUAAACACAAAGACAAGACAACACGUAGUCAUUUUCAAAAUAUAUUGACUCGUUUGCCAAUUGAGGUAUCGGGUGAGCACGGACCAUGCAGCCAUACACUCUUAGCCAGAGCUGCAGGUCACGCAGAGGUUGAAGGGCAGGUGGUCUGUGCGGUUAACCGUAAGAUCUUCUGCCAACCAAAAUGUCUUGGAUUGUUCUGGAUAAAUUAAGCGAAUCCCCCACAUGGGACGAAUGCUAUGCCACCCAUGACACCGACUCGCGGUGUCCAGAUGACGCGUCGGUGAUAACGUUGAAAUCCGAUUCAGACGAGAAACAUCCUGUUGAGCUGAAGGAUGAAGGAUGUUUUUCAGUUCCUUCGCCUCCCAAUUCCUCAUUCCCAACCCCUGCACCAUCUUCGUCACCACCUCACAAAGAUUUGCAGACCAGUUCUAUCUCUCAAAAUCAAUGGAGAGACAUCGGAGCUACUGCAUCCCACCGGAACAAGGUUAGAGAGCACCGUGGGUUCAGAGCACCCGUUUUCAUGCAACGCAGGUGUGGUGGCUGCUGCUGCUGCAAUUGUAGCCAGAGGAGAUCCAGACCAUGGAGAUCCAGACCAUGGAGAUCCAGACAAAGGAGAUUCAGACAAAGGAGACCCAAGCCAACUAGGUUCACACCAGUAACAUCAUGGCAACACCUUCCUGUGACCAUCCAGCCUACCAAGUGGUACCAGGUUGUCGGGAGAAUGCGGUGCAGCUUGUGCUACGCCCAGGGAUGGCACUAUAUGACGUCUUGGAUGUGCCAGAGCUGCCAGGUGCCCCUGUGCCUGUUGCCAUAUAGGAACUGCUACGCCGAGUGGCACGGUCAGACAUGUUGAGUCUUUCCUGGGAGCAAACAGCAGUGAAAGUUUAUUCUCUGAUUGGAUACGUUCUUGUGUUAGUGCAGCUUUAGUUAGCCUGUAGGCUUUUCCUGUUUAUCCGUUACACUCAAAUUCGUAGGCAACUUGCAAGCUGCUGAGUAUUGUGACGCAGAAUUAAUUUUGCGAGUACAUGAGAGACACCGCUUGUUUUUUUUGGAUGGUCAACAGGUUUGCACUCUGUUAGUUGUAUAUUCCCAUUGUGACUAUAUAUUUUAGGAACAACAAUUUCUAUUGGAUUCCGCUGGUUCUGUUUGUAAUUAAAUUGCAAAAGUU